UCGCCACGCGGUGUCGAUGCUUUAUCUAAAUUACUUUUACAUGUCACAAUGUACAUAUGUACAUACUUUUUAACGUGACUUGUAAAAUAAAUUGUAAAAUUCAGAUAACAAUGAACUUACAUAAAUUCUGUAACUGUUAGUCAUAAAUAAUCAUGCAGUAAAGAGCAUUUAUGAUAUAAUCAAAGUAUAACAGGAAAACGAUAUCUGAAGUAGUAGGCUGAAGGAAAAAUAUCGUUACAUAUUUCGUGUUUUUCGAAUGCGUUUGAAAUUUGAGUUUCCAAAAUGCGCUGUUAUCAUUGAUCGAAUUUAUAUUUAAUGUGCAUCAUUAUAUAACAAGUUAGGACGAAGGUUAAGCAGAGGUCAUCUUAAGUGCUUUCUUAUAUUCUAAGUCUAAAAUAACGAAAAAAUAUGCCAGGAGACAUUGACCAUACAGGGCCGCUCAUUGGGGCAAUAGAUGAAGGAACGAGUAGCGCUCGGUUCUUAGUAUUUGAUGUAUUACACAGAAACGUGAUAGCUUCGCAUCAAAUUGAAAUCACUCAGAAAUAUCCACAAGAAGGAUGGGUGGAACAGGACCCAAAGGAGAUUUUACAUGCUGUGAUAAAUUGUAUAAAAAAGACCAUGGAAAAGCUAAGCAAUUUAGGUUUAAGCGCAUCAGACAUAAAAUCGGUAGGAAUUACCAACCAACGAGAGACAACUUUAUUAUGGGAUAAGGAUACAGGAGAACCAUUACAUAAUGCACUUGUUUGGCAUGAUAUGAGGACAACUACAACAUUAGAAGAUAUAUUGGAUAGUAUACCUAAUAAAACAAGGAACAAAAAUUAUUUAAAACCACUCUGUGGACUACCAAUGUCACCAUAUUUUAGUGCUCUUAAAAUACGAUGGCUUAUUGAUAACAUACCACGUGUGAAACAGUCAGUAGAUGCAGAAAAAUGUAUAUUUGGAACAGUGGACACAUGGCUCAUCUGGAAUUUGACAAAAGGAAAAUUGCAUAUGACCGAUGUUUCAAAUGCAUCCCGUACUAUGCUAAUGAAUAUUGAAACUUUGAAAUGGGAUCCUUUACUAUGUCGAUUUUUUGGAAUUCCACAACACAUUCUCCCUGAAAUAAGGUCCAGUGCCGAAGUCUAUGGAUAUAUUUCAAAUCCUGAAAUUCUUUCAGGUGUACCUAUAGCAGGGUGUGUUGGUGACCAACAAGGAGCCCUGCUUGGUCAGCUAUGUUUAAAGCCUGGACAAGCAAAAGCUACUUAUGGAACUGGUUGUUUCUUACUGUACAAUACUGGAAGUGUUAAAGUAGAUUCAAAUCAGGGUCUUAUAACAACUAUUGCAUACAAAAUGGGCAAAUCACCAGCAGUUUAUGCUUUAGAAGGCUCUGUUGCUGUGGCCGGAGCAGCGUUGUCCUGGUUGCGCGAUAAUAUGCAACUUUUCAGUAACAUUUCAGAGUGUCAAGAAAUGGCAGAGCGUGGAAAGACUUCAGGAGAGGUAUAUUUUGUUCCUGCAUUUUCUGGCUUGUAUGCACCAUAUUGGCAACAAGAUGCACGAGGGGUAAUUUGUGGUAUCACAGAAGAUACACAGGAUGAUCAUAUUGUAAGGGCAACUUUGGAAGCUGUUUGCUUCCAAACAAGAGAUAUUUUAGAAGCUAUGGUAAAAGAUUCUGGAACAAAAGUGACUACAUUACUAGUCGAUGGCGGCAUGACUGUAAAUAAUUUACUCAUGCAACUACAAGCUGAUAUUACUGGAAUAAGUGUUGUGAGGCCUAAUAUGGUGGAAACAACAGCAUUAGGUGCAGCUAUAUUAGCUGGUGUAGGUGUCGGCAUCAUUGAUAUUAACGACGUAGAUGCAUCACAGGUUACGAAAUUCUCACCUUCAAUCGGAGAAGAUGAACGGGAUUUGAAAUAUUCUACAUGGAAAAUGGCUGUAGAAAGAUCAAUGAAAUGGGAUACUUCCUCCUCUUCGUUUGAUAAAUAACUUGAAGAUGAAAUGGAUUAUUAAAAUGGAUACAAGUACAAUUUACAUUUAGAAUAUAUGAAACUGUAUUUGGAAUAUAUGUGUGUGCAUGACUAAAGCAUGAAAUGCUGUAGUAUGUGAACGCGAUACUAAGACGCAAAUAAGGGGCGCAACAUCAUGUAUGUAAUACACAAUACUCCAAAUGUUAGAAUAUUAUGAAAUAAUAGAAUGAAAGUAGUAUUUAACGUUUCAAAGUGUUAUUUAUGCUUUAUUGAUUAUGGUGUACUGUUACAAAAGUUGUUAUUUAGUAUUAAAGAAUGUUAUUGUUUUAUGAA
This is a messenger RNA of Megalopta genalis, 2276 nucleotides long. It is a transcript of the gene Gk1, whose product is annotated as Glycerol kinase 1. Lineage: Eukaryota; Metazoa; Arthropoda; Insecta; Hymenoptera; Halictidae. Gene Ontology annotation, cellular component: mitochondrion. Gene Ontology annotation, molecular function: glycerol kinase activity. The record is from RefSeq and is a predicted model, not a curated record. Gene Ontology annotation, biological process: phosphorylation; triglyceride metabolic process; glycerol metabolic process.